Messenger RNA from Ooceraea biroi (clonal raider ant), 2738 nucleotides. It is a transcript of the gene sud1, whose product is annotated as Prolyl 3-hydroxylase sud1. The record is from RefSeq and is a predicted model, not a curated record. Gene Ontology annotation, molecular function: peptidyl-proline dioxygenase activity; iron ion binding; L-ascorbic acid binding. Gene Ontology annotation, cellular component: cytoplasm. NCBI's taxonomy places the organism in Eukaryota, Metazoa, Arthropoda, Insecta, Hymenoptera, Formicidae. Gene Ontology annotation, biological process: regulation of translational termination; peptidyl-proline hydroxylation.
UAGGUCGAACGUUUUUUGCGAGGUGAUACGCAAGGCCAAUACGAGUCGCCGAAGCCGCCCGAUUAUUCCCGUCGCGUGACGACUUCGGGGGAUUCUCUGAAUUUGAAGGUCGUUAAUGAUGUAUGGUGCCGUCAACUACGUAGGCAUUAGAAGGCGAAUAAAUAUUGUAGUGCGUUGAGUGCACUACAUCGCACGAUAUAUUAUCGUUCGUUGCACCGAAAUUGUGACGGCGAAAUUUGUGGCAACAUUGCCGCGUGUCCAUGGCAAGGAAUCAAGAAGUCAGGAUUUGAGGUUAGGUCGCCGGCCGCGUGCAAUAUCACGUGCAACAUCACACGUUCUUCGAGGUCUUCAGAACGGAAAACCGCAGCACCGGUAAUCGUGAUUAUUCACUUCCGCUUUAUAGCGAUAAUGUAACAAGGGAGAAGCUUGAAAAAAAUGUUUGAAAGGUUUUUCUCUCAAAAUUCAUUAUUGAAUAAGUCUAAUACAUGUCCAAUAAUGCAAUGUUAGAUUUGGAAAAUUGUGUUAAGAAGAGAGAGAAGAGUAAAUUCACAAAGAAUUUUUAGUUAAAAAAUUGGAUAGAAACCGACAAGUAUGGCUGUAACAGAUCAGAACUUGUUCUCGGAGCACGUAUACAGCAGCAGUUUUCAGGAGGAAUUCAGGAAGCACUGGAACUCGCCAGAUGGCUUCAAGAGCCCCAAGUUUGAGAUCAUAUCAAGUCCGUUCAAGAUCUGUAGGAUACCGAAUUUCCUGAAAAAUGUGGAAUUCUUGGAAAAUCUGAAGAGUGAGCUGACGAAACAUGAUUUCAAUUAUCUGCGCACCGAUCUGUAUCAGUUCCAAAGAACUGACGAUCUCGUUAACAUGCGCGGCGAUUACAUUCCGACGUUGUACAAGUCUUUUCAGUCCACUCUGACAUCAUGGAUGGAGUGCAAUACGGAUAUCAAGCUAAACGGAAAGAUCUCGAUGUCGAGCGCUCGUUACCAGAAUACGCACCACCUACUGUGCCACGAUGACAACAUGGGUGAUAGAAGAAUCGCUUACAUAUUGUACUUAUCAAAGGAUUGGACGGAGCAGGACGGCGGUACCCUGGAUCUCUUCGAUAUGGAUCAGCACGGUGCACCUGGCAAGGUAGUGAAGUCGCUAGUCCCAGAGUACAAUUCCCUUGUGUUUUUCGAGGUCGUGAACAAUUCCUACCAUCAGGUGGGCGAGGUGACCGCUGAUGCCAAGUCCAGGUGGUCGAUAAAUGGCUGGUUCCACGGUCCCAUAAGAAACGAUCUUCACAAGCAGCCGAGAUACGAGAUACCCAAGAACUUGCUGGAACCAAGCGUCAAGGAGGUGGAAUUAACCUCUUGGAUCACCGAGCGUUACCUGCUGCCCAAGAUCACUAAACAGAUUCAACGGAACGUCGAGAAGACGUCAUACGCGUUCAUCGAGGACUUUCUAAAGCAGUCGACGUACCAGAAGAUCGCGAACGACGUAACGUCGCAGGAUAUCAACUGGCAGAUGAUGGGCCCAGCGGACAUGCGUCACUACGAAGUGGCGGACGAGAAAACCUUGCCGGAAUCGUUGAAAGCGCUCUGCGAUCUGUUCAAAUCCAUCUCCUUCUUUCGACUGCUGAAAAAGUACACGGGACUCGAUCUAGUGCCUGAGGACACCGCUGCGAAUUCUAACGUGAGGUCUCCCAAGAUGAGAUUAGAGCUACAGAGAUGGUCGGCAGGUUGCUACACGCUGCUGUACGACAAAACGAUGUUGGAAGACGCGACAGACGAAAUCGAUGCUAACAGCUCCGACGAAUCGAUAAAGGCUGAUAGCAGGUUUCUUCUUAGGACUGCUCAACUCGAUGAUACCGCAGUAUCAACGAGUUCAUCGACUAAGAACAAGAUAAUUGGGGGCGCGACGCAAGAGCAACUCAAGAGAAAAAGAACCGAAUCUUCUUCUUCGGGGGAGAACGCGUCUGGCGAAAAGAAAAUAGCCAAACAUCUCGACGGCUCAUUUGACGUUGACCAAAAAUCUCCAACUGGAGAGAAGACCGAGAGCGUGAGUGGAACUUCGACAUCUCCAGCUACAAAGACUGAUAGAUUAGAAUCUGCUUCCGCGACAGGAAGUUCACUUCAUAAAUCGGAGGCGAUCAGCUGUGACGCCAAAAUCGAUAUCACAACCGACAUUGUGUCCGAUUCCGAGGAGGGCACGCUGGUUCUCUGUGACGACAACUUAUCGAGCAACGACGAGGAUUCCAUCAGCACGCGCGAUGGCUAUGCGCUGGACGUGAUGAUACAAUUUCAUACCGUAAACGCCCAGGGCACGCCGAAAACGGAAGACACGAUAGACUACGUGAAUCCCUGCGAAGAACAAGGUAGCAUCAUCGAAGUCCCGCAGAAGGAUAACUAUCUCUGUCUAGCGUACAAGUCGCCGAUGGUGUGUCGUCUUCAGCGCUAUUUGAAUCACUUCUACGACGGCUACACUUAUAACCUGCUAUGUAUGUAUUACGAGUAGUCGUGUUGUAUAUGAGUAGUAUCUAGUCUAGUUAAUUAUUCGAUAUCGUUCUAUUACAAAAUUAUGAUUUUAUAUUUUUAAUAAGUUGUAAUAAAUAAGACAAAAGGAUAGUUAAAUAAUGAGAAGAAAAAUUCCUUGUAUCUUUUAAAGUCUACGUUAAGUAUUCCUAAUUCGAUAAAAAUGUUUUCUUCGCGAUAAAAUUAAUAUUUGUACUAUAUUGUAUAGUAAAGUAUUACGUAAAUUCGAAA